Messenger RNA from Aspergillus tanneri, 2025 nucleotides. RefSeq lists its product as uncharacterized. The coding region runs from base 1 to 2025 and encodes 674 amino acids. The transcript has 2 exons. Gene Ontology annotation, cellular component: cytoplasm. Gene Ontology annotation, molecular function: ammonia-lyase activity. Lineage: Eukaryota; Fungi; Ascomycota; Eurotiomycetes; Eurotiales; Aspergillaceae. Gene Ontology annotation, biological process: L-phenylalanine catabolic process. The record is from RefSeq and is a predicted model, not a curated record.
AUGGGCGAAUCUGCCUGUCGCAAUACACACUCCUACACCGCCUUUCUGCUGGCUUCAUGUCAUCGUCUGGACGCCCUGCAGGCUGGCAAGGGGGUUCUGCUGGAUGGUUCCUCGCUCGACGUGAGUGCCGUCUAUGCCGUUGCUCAGAAUAAUGUCUCUGCUUCCCUGAACCAACGUGUCCUGGGCCAGAUGAACCGCAGCGUUCAGAUCCUCGGCGAGAAACUGGCCCAGGGCGAGAUCAUCUACGGCGUGAACACCGGAUUUGGCGGCAGUGCAGACACACGCACGAAUGACUAUCCCGCUCUGCAAAAGGCCCUGAUCCAGCAUCACAAUGCCGCCGUGUUGUUGCCUAGCGACCGUGGCGGACCUGCUAUUGACGGCCUGGCGUCGCAUCGCAUGCCCAUUCCCGUCGUCAAGGCUGCCAUGGUGACCCGUUGCAACUCGCUGCUGCGCGGCCAUUCCGCCGUGCGUCCUGAGGUCGUUCAAAAUAUUCUCUCCCUGUUGGCGAACGGCAUGACGCCCAUUGUGCCACUACGCGGCAGCAUCUCCGCCUCGGGCGAUCUGACCCCCCUGGCGUAUAUCGCUGGCGCGGUAGAAGGGAAUCCGGAUAUCUCCAUGUACAAGGAUAGUGAUAGGUCGAUUGUUCCUGCGGACGAGGCACUGCGCGAGAUCGGUCUCACUCCGGUGGAGUACGGUCCUAAAGAAGGACUGGGUCUGUUGAACGGGACCGCGUUCAGCGCCGGGGCCGCCAGUCUGGUGCUGGUUGAAACGAACCAGCUACUGCUGCUCUCGCAGGUAUUGACAGCUAUGGGCACCGAAGCCCUACUGGGUACGCGUCACAAUUACCAUCCGUUCAUCGCGGAGGCACGACCGCAUCCAGGUCAGCGCGAAGCAGCGGCCAACAUCUUCGGCUUCCUGGACGAUUCGCAGCUGGCGACCACCGCUUGUCCCGGGGACGAGAACCACAUUGCAGGUCUGGCGCAGGAUCGGUACGCGUUACGCACCGCUAGUCAGUGGAUCGGACCGCAGAUGGAGAACUUGGCGUUGUCACUGCAGCAGGUGGAGAUCGAGCUAAACUCGACGACGGAUAAUCCGUUGCUGGAUCCGACGGAGCAGCGCAUCCACCAUGGGGGCAACUUUCAGGCUGUGGCGGUGACCUCGGCGAUGGAGAAGACGCUGGGUGCGCUGCAGAUGCUGGGGAAGAUGUUCUUCGCACAGUGCUCAGAGAUGAUCAAUCCGAUGUUGAGUAAUGGAUUGCCGCCGAAUCUCUGUCUCGAUGAUCCCAGUCUAUCCUUUGCGUUCAAGGGUGUGGACAUUAAUAUGGCCGCGUAUCUGUCGGAACUGGGAUAUCUCAAUCACCCUGUUAGUAACCACGUGCAGUCUGCGGAGAUGCACAACCAGGCGCUGAACUCGCUGGCGUUCCUAACAUGUCGUUAUGCGGCCGACGCAGUCGAGGUGCUCUCGCUGAUGGCUGCUACCUAUCUGUACGUGUUGUGCCAGGCGCUGGAUCUACGCGCCCUGCACCGCGAGUUCGAGAGCAUCGCUCGUGCAUCAAUCGAUCGUCUAACGGCGGAAUCCUGCUCCACCGAGGAAGAGGUAUCUAUCGUACAGUCAGCGGUAUGGGACGAGUUAAUGGAGCACUGGGCGCGCACCUGCACGCAGGAUCUGAGCGAUCGCGCACGUCUGACCGCUAGCUACUCAGUCGGCACGAUGCUGGCGCAUAGCGACCCUACUGCAGUGGCUAAAUGGCAGACCCGCGUGGCGGAGACCUUGCGAGAGAGCUACACCUCAGCGAGGGAGCUGUUCCUGACAGCGCCGACGACCAAGUCGUAUCUGUGUCGCGCGUCGCGGAGGAUGUACGAAUUUGUGCGCGAGGAACUGCAGGUUCCGCUUCACCGGGGGAUCGUGGACCACCCGACGUAUGAGCCGAGAGAGGAGAAGAAGUGUAUUGGGUCGAGGAUUAGUGAGGUCUACGUUGCUCUACGGAGGGGGGAUGCGAGGGGGGUGCUGGUAGGUUGUUGGUAA